Molecule: messenger RNA, 601 nt
Organism: Ananas comosus (pineapple)
Lineage: Eukaryota; Viridiplantae; Streptophyta; Magnoliopsida; Poales; Bromeliaceae
Exons: 4
Coding region: 1-573 (190 amino acids)
Source: RefSeq, a predicted model, not a curated record
AUGACAAUCUCUUCUUUUUCCGCUUUUAGGAAGUUUACAUCGAUAAAAGAUCCAAAUCUUCUAAUGUCGUAUAAGAUGGAAGUUCUAAGAAACCCCCAAUUGAAAACUCGGCCUAUGUUUAGAGUUACAACAGAAGAUGGAGAGCAGGAAAGGGACGGUGAUUUCGAACAGGUGUUCUACAUUGCUUUUGCGUUGCUUCCGUGUUACUAUAUGGAUUCUUCCCUUAAUGUCAAUGUCAGUUUUCGCCAGUUACUUCACAAUAUAUGCGUUCAAUUUUCCUUACCUCCUCCGAGGUACCGCAUGACCGUACUUACUGAUGGUCGAUUAUGUUCUCAUGUUGAUGUUGAAGUACCCAGAAGUAGCCGCUUUAUGGAGAUAAUUACCUGUCAUGGUGCUCCAUUUUCUGAGGCGAAUCAAACCCAAGAGGAUGCCGCAUGUGUAGCUAUUAAGAGGCUUAGUAAUAAAUUGGCUUUGAAGUUAGAGAUGUUAAUUUGGAGGACAAGAAAUAUUAUAAAAACUUAUAUGAUCGUAUUAGUGAAGAGCAUUUGGAACUUCAAGAUGAGUAUGAAAUGAUUAAUUUGGACUUUGAACUUCUCAAAAA